AUGAGUACUGAACCAACUACUGAAAAGGUUCCAGUUGUCCACACCGAUGACGAAGAAGACGACAUUGACCAAUUGGUUCUUGACUUGCAAUCUGUUGGUGGUGGCUUGGAUGAUGAUGACGAUGAAGUUGAUGAAGCCUCCUUCAAAGCUGUUCCUGAAGAAUUGCUUAAAACUGAUCCAGCUACUGGUUUGACUUCUGCCGAAGUUGAAAAGAGAAGAAAGAAGUUUGGUCUUAAUCAAAUGGCUGAAGAAAAGGAAAACUUGGUGUUAAAGUUUGUUAUGUUCUUUGUUGGUCCCAUUCAAUUCGUUAUGGAAGCCGCCGCUAUUUUGGCUGCUGGUUUGGAAGAUUGGGUCGAUUUCGGUGUCAUUUGUGCUUUGCUUUUGUUGAACGCCUCUGUUGGUUUCAUUCAAGAAUACCAAGCUGGUUCUAUUGUCGAAGAAUUAAAGAAAACUUUGGCUAACACUGCUUUUAUUGUUAGAGACGGUAGAUUGGUUGAAGUACAAUCUAACGAAUUGGUUCCUGGUGAUAUCUUGCAAUUGGAAGACGGUACUGUUCUUCCAGCUGAUGGUAGAAUUGUUACUGAAGACUGUUUGUUGCAAGUUGAUCAAUCCGCUAUUACUGGUGAAUCCUUGGCUGUCGACAAGAGAUUCGGAGAUGCUACUUAUUCUUCCUCUACUGUUAAGACUGGUCAAGCCUUCAUGAUUGUUACUGCUACUGGUGACUCUACCUUUGUCGGUAGAGCUGCUUCCUUGGUUAACAAGGCUUCUGGUGGUACCGGUCAUUUCACUGAAGUUUUAAACGGUAUUGGUGCUGUUCUUUUGGUUUUGGUUAUUGCCACUUUGUUGGUUGUCUGGGUUGCUUGUUUCUACAGAACUGUUAGAAUUGUUCCAAUCUUGAGAUACACUUUGGCUAUUACUAUUAUUGGUGUCCCAGUCGGUUUACCAGCUGUUGUUACCACCACCAUGGCUGUCGGUGCUGCUUACUUGGCUAAGAAGCAAGCUAUUGUCCAAAAGUUGUCUGCUAUUGAAUCUUUGGCUGGUGUCGAAAUCUUGUGUUCUGAUAAGACCGGUACUUUGACAAAGAACAAGUUGUCUUUGUACGAACCUUACACUGUUGAAGGUGUUGACCCAGAUGACUUAAUGUUGACUGCUUGUUUGGCUGCCUCUAGAAAGAAGAAGGGUUUGGAUGCUAUUGAUAAGGCUUUCUUGAAGUCUUUGAUUAACUACCCAAGAGCUAAGGAUGCUUUACCAAAGUACAAGGUUUUGGAAUUCCAACCUUUCGAUCCUGUUUCUAAGAAGGUUACCGCUAUUGUUGAAUCUCCUGAAGGAGAACGUAUUAUCUGUGUUAAGGGUGCUCCAUUGUUCGUCUUGAAGACUGUUGAGGAAGACCACCCUAUUCCUGAGGAUGUUCACGAAAACUACCAAAACACUGUCGCUGAAUUUGCUUCCAGAGGUUUCAGAUCUUUGGGUGUUGCUAGAAAGAGAGGUGAAGGUCACUGGGAAAUUUUGGGUAUUAUGCCAUGUUUGGAUCCUCCAAGAGAUGAUACUGCUGCCACUGUUAACGAAGCCAGAAUUUUAGGUUUGAGAGUCAAGAUGUUAACUGGUGAUGCCGUUGGUAUUGCUAAGGAAACUUGUAGACAAUUGGGUUUGGGUACUAACAUUUACGACGCUGACAAGUUGGGUUUGUCCGGUGGUGGUGACAUGGCCGGUUCCGAAAUUGCUGAUUUUGUUGAAAAUGCCGAUGGUUUCGCUGAAGUUUUCCCUCAACACAAGUAUAAUGCCGUUGAAAUCUUGCAAUCUAGAGGUUACUUGGUUGCCAUGACUGGUGAUGGUGUUAACGAUGCUCCAUCUUUGAAGAAGGCUGAUACCGGUAUUGCUGUCGAAGGUGCUACUGAUGCUGCUCGUUCUGCUGCUGAUAUUGUUUUCUUGGCUCCUGGUUUGUCUGCUAUCAUUGAUGCUUUGAAGACUUCAAGACAAAUUUUCCACAGAAUGUACUCUUAUGUUGUUUACCGUAUCGCUUUGUCCUUGCACUUGGAAAUUUUUUUGGGUUUGUGGAUUGCUAUCUUGAACAGAUCCUUGGAUAUUAACUUGGUUGUUUUCAUUGCUAUCUUUGCUGAUGUUGCUACCUUGGCUAUUGCCUACGAUAAUGCUCCUUACGACCCAGCUCCAGUUAAGUGGAACUUACCAAGAUUGUGGGGUAUGUCUAUUAUUUUGGGUACCAUUUUGGCUGUUGGUACUUGGAUUACUUUGACUACCAUGUUCUUGCCAAAGGGUGGUAUAAUCCAAAACUUUGGUUCUGUUGAUGGUGUUUUGUUCUUGCAAAUUUCCUUGACAGAAAACUGGUUGAUUUUCGUUACCAGAGCUCAAGGUCCAUUCUGGUCUUCAGCUCCAUCAUGGCAAUUGGCUGGUGCCGUUGGUAUCGUUGAUAUCAUUGCUACCUGUUUCACUUUGUUUGGAUGGUGGUCUCAAAACUGGAACGACAUUGUUACCGUCGUUAGAAUCUGGGUUUUCUCUUUUGGUGUCUUCUGUGCUAUGGGUGGUGCUUACUACUUGAUGUCCACCUCUGAAGCUUUCGACAACUUCUGUAACGGUAAGAAGUCCAAGCCUCAAAAGGAUCAAAGAUCAUUGGAAGAUUUCCUCGUCUCCAUGCAAAGAGUUUCUACUCAACACGAAAAGUCCUCUUAA
Molecule: messenger RNA, 2685 nt
Organism: Lizanozyma spartinae
Lineage: Eukaryota; Fungi; Ascomycota; Pichiomycetes; Serinales; Debaryomycetaceae
Gene: PMA1
Product: H(+)-exporting P2-type ATPase
Exons: 1
Coding region: 1-2685 (894 amino acids)
Biological process (GO): proton export across plasma membrane; regulation of intracellular pH
Cellular component (GO): plasma membrane
Molecular function (GO): ATP binding; P-type proton-exporting transporter activity; ATP hydrolysis activity
Source: RefSeq, a predicted model, not a curated record